This is a messenger RNA of Letharia lupina, 1458 nucleotides long. RefSeq lists its product as uncharacterized. The record is from RefSeq and is a predicted model, not a curated record. The transcript has a single exon. Lineage: Eukaryota; Fungi; Ascomycota; Lecanoromycetes; Lecanorales; Parmeliaceae. The coding region runs from base 1 to 1458 and encodes 485 amino acids.
AUGUCGCAGCAUCUCGGACACUCUACAUCUCGGAACAUGGUGUCUGGAAGACCUAGACCGCCGCCUGAGCUGGCAUCGCAGCAACAAUAUCUCCUAGAUCCUCUGCCGGACUCUGGAUCUUCUCAAUCGUCAGCGCCAUUCUCACAAUAUUCCUUGUCCCAGCCAACUUCACAGUACACUAUGGAUGGAAACCCACAAGAACCGGCGCUGGCGCCUAUGCAAUACCCUCCAUUCCAGCAAUAUACAGGUACCCAGGCUGUAUAUCAAAAUUUUCGACCUCCAUACCACCUCACAGGGACUACCCCAAACGGUCAUCCUGUUUCACAUCAGAGAUAUAGUGAGAGGGACUGCACCACGUCUUUCAGAGGGGCCGGAGGUCCGGUCUUUGGAGACGACUUGCGCAACCACAAUGGAGGCAACUCUGGUUGGAGUUCAAUGGGUGAUUCUAGUCGCCAGAAUGUGCGAGGGUCUUUCAUAGAGCCUUGCUAUCCCAACUCUGAUGGAGAUGGCUACAGUCAGGCACAACAACACCUCACUGAGCAUCGCACCAUGGACCAAACAAAUGCCUUGACUGGCCGCGAUUCAUGCAAGGGAUUCCCAGUCCAGUAUCGAAUUGAUGCCACAAGCGAAAACUUCGGUAUGAGAGUCUCACCCUCUUUUUGUUCAGCCACUGACAAUCAUGGAGCCGGUGGAGACAUUGACAACCAAAACUGCAAUUUGGCGACCGCGGAUAACAAUAUCGGUCAUGGCAGCCAAUGGUCAGACUCACAGGAGAUGGGAAACCAAGCAAAUCCAUCCACGAUUCCUCCGUCCGGUAUUGACCUAUCUCUCAUAGAUGGAUCUUUCUCGGCGAAAUACAACUCUUUUUUGGCAGAUUUAGCCGAGACGGACCCAGGAGGAAGCGAUGCGCAGAACGAAAUGCUUCUAUGCAAUCCUGAUCAUUUCGAUAAUAGUUUUCUUAACGGCUCACCAACUUCCACGUUUUCCGGGUCUGGUACUGUAUCGAGGAAAGCACGUUCUCGCGCUACAUCUAACACUACACCACAUUCUCAUCGUCGUGGUCGUGGUCGUGAUCGUGGUCGUGGUAGCGCUCAUCCAGUCUCCUCUGAGCCUUUGGAGACGAGAUGCAAAGCAUGCGAUGACGAUCCAGAUUGUGAGGACAAACCAGUCUACCGUGGCACUCCCGAAAGUCAGAAGACAAGCCUAGGAAGGCACAUGCGUGAGCACCAUUCCGAUAGCAAAAAUUGGUCUUACCAGUGUUUGCUAGAUAAGGACGGGUCGGCCUGCAAGAAAGUCAUCAGAAAAGCUCGCGGUAGGAGGAAGCAUGUGGAAACAGUUCAUCCAACAGAGUCCAGGAAUUUGCCGCCAAAAGAUGCAGCCAAGAGAAAUUCCAACGUCAACACCAAUGCAAUGCUAGAUGAGUGGUUUGACAAAAUACCACAAGGGAGCAGCCCAUGA